AUUAUAUAAGAGAGAUAUUCCCCCAGUUCUUUGUUCACGAAACCCAACUAUUCAGUUAUCUUUAAGAGAGAUCAAAUCAAAUGGCAACCUCCGCACUAGCCACGCAGUCCAUCUUAGAUAGCCCUGCAGCCGCGAAUCAAUUGGCACACAGAUGUCGAUCAGUUCCAACCCUUACAUCCACCUACUUGCCACGUCAGCACAGGAAGCCUAGCUUGCAAGUUCGGUGUAUGGCCGAGAAACUCCCCCAACAGAAAUUAAAGGUGAGCACGAAGUUCGAGGACGUGUUAGCAUUCAGUGGGCCAGCACCGGAGAGGAUCAACGGGAGGCUAGCGAUGGUGGGGUUCGUGACGGCAUUGGGUGUAGAGCUGGCCAAAGGAGACGAUUUAGUGGGACAGCUCAUGAACGGAGGGCUGCCGUGGUUCGUGGGGACCACCGUGUUACUGUCGAUCGCAUCGUUGAUUCCAUUGUUUAAGGGAGUGAGCGUACAGUCCAAGUCGGAUGGGGUGAUGACGUCGGAUGCCGAGAUGUUGAACGGAAGGUUUGCGAUGAUGGGGCUUGUGGCUUUGGUCCUCACUGAGUUCGUCAAGGGCGGACCACUGGUGUAGAGAACAAGAGAUGUACUAUAUAUAUAUAUAUAUAUAUAUAUAUAUACCAGUAGUAGUAGAAGGCAACCCACCUUAGGCAGUAAAUGCGGUAGAUAAUUCCAUUAUAUCCUUCUAAUUAAGAAAUCAGAUAUAAUAAAGCCUAAUUGUUUGUCUU
This is a messenger RNA of Macadamia integrifolia, 759 nucleotides long. Its product is annotated as early light-induced protein 1, chloroplastic-like. The record is from RefSeq and is a predicted model, not a curated record. NCBI's taxonomy places the organism in Eukaryota, Viridiplantae, Streptophyta, Magnoliopsida, Proteales, Proteaceae. The transcript is spliced from 2 exons. The coding region runs from base 81 to 605 and encodes 174 amino acids.